AGCCUUGAGCCACCCCACGUCCUCCUCUCCGGUUCCCUCUGGUCGACGGCAAGCAGGCGGGAGGGCGCCGAGCUGCUGAGGCCAUGCCACUGAAACAUUAUCUCCUUUUGCUGGUGGGCUGCCAGGCCUGGGCUGCGGGCUUGGCCUUCUAUGGCUGCCCGAGCGAGUGCACCUGCUCCAGGGCCUCCCAGGUGGAAUGCACGGGGGCGCGCAUCGUGGUGGUUCCCACCCCGCUGCCCUGGAAUGCCAUGAGCCUGCAGAUCCUCAACACACACAUCACUGAACUCAAUGAGUCCCCCUUCCUCAACAUCUCAGCCCUGAUCGCGCUGCGGAUUGAGAAGAACGAGCUGGCCCACAUUGCUCCCGGUGCCUUCCGUAGCCUCGGCUCGCUGCGCUACCUCAGCCUUGCCAACAACAAGCUCCAGAUCCUGCCUGUUGGCCUCUUCCAGGGCCUGGAUAACCUCGAGUCGCUCCUGCUGUCCAGCAACCAGUUGGUGCAGAUCCAGCCGGCCCACUUCACCCACUUCAGCAACCUCAAGGAGCUGCAGCUUCACGGCAACCACUUGGAGUACAUCCCUGAUGGGGUCUUCGACCACAUGGUGGGCCUCACCAAGCUCAAUCUGGGCAAGAACAGCCUCACUCACCUCUCACCCCGGGUCUUCCAGCACCUGCGCAACCUCCAGGUCCUCCGGCUGUAUGAGAACAGGCUCUCAGACAUCCCCAUGGGCUGUUUUGAUGGGCUCAGCAACCUCCAAGAGCUGGCCCUGCAGCAGAACCAGAUUGGAGUGCUGUCCCCUGGCCUCUUCCACAACAACCGUAACCUUCAGAAGCUCUACCUGUCCAACAACCACAUCUCCCAGCUGCCCCCCGGCAUCUUCCUGCAGCUGCCCCAGCUCAACCGGCUCACGCUCUUUGGGAAUUCCCUGAAGGAGCUCUCUCCCGGCAUCUUUGGACCCAUGCACAACCUGCGGGAGCUGUGGCUCUAUGACAACCAUAUCACCUCCCUCCCCGAUAAUGUCUUCAGCAACCUCCGCCAGCUGCAGGUCCUGAUCCUCAGCCGCAACCAGAUCAGCUACAUUUCCCCGGAUGCCUUCAAUGGGCUGGUGGAGCUGCGGGAGCUGUCCCUCCACACCAAUGCACUGCAGGAGCUGGAUGGAAGCAUCUUCCGCAUGUUGGCCAACCUGCAGAACAUCUCCCUGCAGAACAACCGCCUUCGGCAGCUCCCUGGAAACCUCUUCGCCAAUGUCAAUGACCUGUUGACCAUCCAGCUGCAGAACAACCAGCUGGAGAACCUGCCCUUGGGCAUCUUUGAUCACCUGGGGAAGCUAUGUGAGCUGCGGCUCUACGACAACCCCUGGAGGUGUGACUCAGACAUCCUUCCGCUCCACAACUGGCUCCUGCUCAACAAGGCCAGGCUGGGGACAGACAGCCUCCCUGUGUGUUUCAGCCCAGCCAGUGUCCGUGGCCAGUCCCUCAUCAUCAUCAAUGUCAAUGUUGUUGUCCCCAGUGUCCAGGGCCCAGUCGUGCCCAGCUACCCAGAGACGCCGACAUACCCGGACACGUCCAGCCACCCUGACACGUCCAGCUACCCUGACACCACCUCCAUCUCCUCCACCACUGACUUCACCAGCCCCUCAGGGGACUACACCGAUCUGACCACCAUCAACACCACCAAGACACGUGACCAGGGGGGCAUGACCCCGGCCCAGAGUGGGCUGGCCAUUGCUGCCAUUGUCAUCGGCAUCAUUGCCCUGGCCUGUUCCCUGGCUGCCUGCAUCUGCUGUUGCUGCUGCAAGAAGAGGAGCCACGCGGUCCUGAUGCAGAUGAAGGCACCCAAUGAGUGUUAGAGAAGAAGGCUGGAGUAAGGGCUGGGGGACAGUGGGACCCCCAGAGGACCCGGGAUUUCACUGUGCUGCCUCCACCUCUGGGUCCACAGACCAUCCCCUGUCACUCUCUCUCGGGUCCCCUAGAGAAAGGCACCCCUACAUUUUCCUGACCUGCCUGGUUCUCCUGUAGACAAGGUUCUGGCAGAACCUUCUUACUACCAGGGAGGUCUAACCUGCCAUGGAAAAAAAUCCUGUAGUGGUCCCAAUUCACAUCCCUGGGCUUCUUUCAAGAAAGCCCCUUCUCUAAAGCUCACCAGCUCUCCUCCAAAACUUGCCUUCCCUGUGUCUGUGCCCCUGUGGGCCUCUGUAGACACAGUUAUCACACACCUGCCACUUUGUGGGAACAGUUCUCCACCGGGACAGCCCCUCUCCCAAGUAUUAUGUAAGUUGAUUCCCUUCUUUGCUCCUCUUGUUUGUGGCAUGGCUCCACCCUCUCCCCUCAAAUGAAAAGUCUCUCUUCAUUUCCUGCUCCUGAAGGCAAGGUGACUUUUCUCCUCAAAGGAGGCUUCAAACCUUUUAGCUGCUUUUUCAAGAACUGCCAAAUGCCCUGGCUUUCAGGAUGCUAUGAGAGAAAGGGAAAACUGAGGCUGCUCAGUUCCUGAAGGCAGAGCCAUCAUCAGUAUCUCUCUUGUGAUUUUUAUCUGGAAAAGGAAGAAAGGCACCAGUGCAACAAGUUUUGCCUCUUUAGAGAAUAUUUCUGAACUGCAAACUUUGCUUUGAAAAUUUUAGUCCUUUAAGGAAUAAAAUCAUGUAGAAGUUCUGACC
This is a messenger RNA of Dama dama (fallow deer), 2651 nucleotides long. RefSeq names its product leucine rich repeat containing 15 (gene LRRC15). Gene Ontology annotation, molecular function: protein binding. The record is from RefSeq and is a predicted model, not a curated record. NCBI's taxonomy places the organism in Eukaryota, Metazoa, Chordata, Mammalia, Artiodactyla, Cervidae. Bases 84 to 1847 code for a protein of 587 amino acids. The transcript is spliced from 2 exons. Gene Ontology annotation, cellular component: extracellular matrix.